CUUUUCAUUCAGGCAUCACAUCGGACAGCCCCUCGGACUGCCUUUAACCGGGAACACUUGCCCCCGAUUUCUGACUGCUCAGACUAUUUCUACAAAGCAGCAUAACCUUUACUGUACAGCUAUCGGUGUCAUUUUCGAAGCAUUAAAGGAGGAUUUUGAUUGGACCGAUCAUAAUACCGGAUGUUGGGAGACAAAACUCAGGGCCUCAAUUUCCCAUUCACUGAGCUUGAGAAGGCUGUUAGCGAGCAGCUAGUGAGCCAUAAGCGACAUGUGUAGGUGACCUAAGCGUUCGACGAUGGUGACCUCGGCUGGGCGCCUUCUGAGGGCUGCCGCCAAACUGCUGUCUGCAACACGCUGGAGUCCAGGAUGUGUGUGGUGCCCGUGCAGGAACAUUUCUGUGAAACCAGGAGGUUUGCACCCAAAGACAGUUCCUGCUCGUUACCUGGGUCAGCCAAGCCCUUUCACCCAUCCACACCUCCUCAAACAUGGUGAGGUGACCCCCGGCCUGAGUCAAGCAGAAUACGAGCUGCGCCGACACAGACUGGCCUCCCUGGUGGAGGCUCAGUGGGACAGGCUUGCCUCCGACAGCAGCCAUGUGCUCCUGGUUCUGUCCCACCCCACCCGCUACAUGACUAAUGACAUCCCCUACCCCUUCCACCAGAACCAGGACUUCCUCUACCUGUGUGGCAUCCUGGAGCCUGACAGUGCUUUGGUCCUGUAUGGGAAAGGACAACCAGACAAGGCCAUCUUGUUUGUCCCACGUCGAGACCCAGGCAGGGAGCUGUGGGACGGCCCGCGGUCGGGGAAGGACGGAGCGGCCGCUCUGACUGGCAUAGAGAGGGUCCACAGCACAGAAGAACUUGGUCUUGUUCUCAGAAGCAUCAAAGGCUCCACGCUGUGGUACGAUAGUUCCAGUCCGUCCCACCCUGGCCUCCACCAGGCCCACAUCAGUCCCCUUCUCGAGGCGGGGCCGAUGCCACGCCCCCUGAGACCCCUCAUUCAUUCACUCAGGGCCUUUAAAAGCUCAUCAGAGGUGGCCCUCAUGCAGGCGGCAGGUCGCAUCACAGCACAGGCUUUCAGGAGGACAAUGGCUGUGUCUCUGGGAGAUGUGGAUGAAUCUUUGCUCUACGCUAAGUUUGAUUUUGAGAACCGACUCCAUGGUGCUAAUUUCCUGGCAUAUCCACCGGUGGUAGCUGGAGGGAAUCGUGCCAACACUCUGCACUACAUCAACAACAACCAGAGGAUUAAGGACGGUGAAAUGGUGCUCCUGGAUGGCGGUUGUGAAUAUUUUGGUUACGUCAGCGAUGUUACCCGAACGUGGCCGGUAAACGGGCAAUUUAGCGCCGCCCAGGCAGAACUUUAUGAAGCGGUUCUGGAGGUGCAGCUCUCCUGUUUGUCCCUGUGCUCCCCAGGUGUCAGUCUGGACCACAUCUACAGCACCAUGCUGGCCCUGCUGGGCAGACAGCUCAGGCGACUCGGCAUCGUCAAGGCCGGGAGCAGUGAUGCCGACGCGCUGAAGGCUGCAAGGCACUACUGCCCCCAUCAUGUGGGACAUUAUUUGGGCAUGGAUGUCCACGACACUCCUGAACUGUCCCGCUCGCAGCCUUUACAGUCUGGAAUGACCAUCACCAUAGAACCAGGAUUGUACAUUGGCGAGGACAAUGAGCAGGUCCCGGAGUGUUUCCGCGGCAUGGGCAUCAGGAUCGAGGAUGACGUGUUGAUUCGGGACAAGGGGGGGCCUCUGAUUUUAUCCUCGGAUGCCCCAAAGACCAUCGCUGAAGUCCAGCUGGCCUGUGCCCAGAGAUAGGGCAGGGUGAGACAGGUGAGGUCUGCUGCUCAGCUGUCUCCAUGGUGAUGAUCCAGGUACAUCCAUGACUGGCAGCACAAUAUUAGAAAUUGCAUAAAAAUGUCAAGACUAUUUUAGUUCCUUGACUUGUCCCCUUUUUGCCAACAUUGACCUUUGAAUCCAACUCUACACACAUCUUAAUUAUCAUUUGUCAGAUCCAGUCCCCGCAUUUGAAUGGUUUUGCACACACGUAUGCAUCCAUUCACAGGAAAUGUUGUCUUUGCUGCUUAUUCCCCAGACAAUCUGGACCAUGUCAAAGACAUUUGAGCUCAAGGGCCACAUGAAGGAUCUCAGUUCCCAAGUGGUAUAAUUAUGACAUGAUAACUUCAAAAUAAAGACAACUUCUGAUUGUU
Molecule: messenger RNA, 2199 nt
Organism: Nerophis lumbriciformis (worm pipefish)
Lineage: Eukaryota; Metazoa; Chordata; Actinopteri; Syngnathiformes; Syngnathidae
Source: RefSeq, a predicted model, not a curated record